Messenger RNA from Manihot esculenta (cassava), 1086 nucleotides. Its product is annotated as thioredoxin-related transmembrane protein 2. The transcript has 10 exons. Bases 189 to 965 code for a protein of 258 amino acids. Lineage: Eukaryota; Viridiplantae; Streptophyta; Magnoliopsida; Malpighiales; Euphorbiaceae. The record is from RefSeq and is a predicted model, not a curated record.
UACGAACCAUUUCUAUUUCGGGUUCGAUUUGGCGACUACUGAGAUGCAAACGACUGCUACAAACUACCAGUAGAAAAUACUGGUGGGCUCGUAGCUAUCACACGUCCCAACAAUCAAACAUUAGCAAAUCAGGAAAUCAAAAAUCGAAGCUCUGAUACACAGAAGCAUCUGUGGACAUCGAGAGUGAAAUGAAGGAGCAGAAUCAUAAUCCACUCCAAUGGCUAAAUCUGAUGGUAUCAGAGCCUUACUGUCUCUUUCAUUUCCUCGCUUUCUUCUCUUAUUUCGUCCUUCGCAUCUCCUCAUCCCUUAUCCUCGAUCCCCACAUCGCCCACCGCCUCCUUCAUCGGGAGAUUCAGGCGAUUCUGGUGCUUUCUGUUUUAGCUGCUAUUAAGUGGGUGAAAGAAGAAACAUGGGAGGCCUUUAUUGCUGACGUACUGUUUUUUGCAAAGCUUCUUCUUGUUGCCAUUACUUUGAUAUUGGAUUACCACUUGGCCCUCUGGUACACAGUGAUAUUCUCAGUUAUGUACAUCUUAACACAGCAGCCUGCCUUCCAAGGACUAGGUACUUCAAAUAAAUUAACACCACUGCAGUUAGAAGCCUUGCUGACAGAAGGGAAUACAUCAAGAUUCUGGUUGGUAGAAUUUCAUGCUUUACAUUCAUCUGCUUGUAUUCGAGCAAGUCGGUGCUUUCCUGAGCUCUCAAUUAUAUACUCAACCAAGAACUUAUCAUUUGGAAGGAUUGAUCUUGGACUCUUCCCAAAUGCAGCAGAAAAAUUUGGAAUAUCUCUUAGUGGGGGCAUGAGCCAACUUCCUACUUAUAUAUUAUUUGAGAAUGCUGCUGAGGUUACACGCUUUCCAGAGUGGGAUUUUGAAGCAAAAUCUUCACAUCCUCCUGUCAGUAAGAGACUCCUUUACAAACAUUUUGAGCUCGACCGACAUCUUGUUGAAUAUAUUAACUGUAAAUAGACGCCCAUGAUAGAUUUUCUGCUGAAUGAUCGAAUCCUUGGAAACCUUGUUUCCUUUUUAAUUUCAAAUUGAACACAGGCUUACCAUUUUGUAUGAUUGGCAAUUUAGACAAUUUUCUUCA